Messenger RNA from Cyphellophora europaea CBS 101466, 2622 nucleotides. RefSeq lists its product as uncharacterized. Lineage: Eukaryota; Fungi; Ascomycota; Eurotiomycetes; Chaetothyriales; Cyphellophoraceae. The transcript has a single exon. Bases 1 to 2622 code for a protein of 873 amino acids. The record is from RefSeq and is a predicted model, not a curated record.
AUGGCCCCGACACGCCCAUUGAAGCGACAAAAGACCAACCCCGACGACCAACCUCCGACCGCCGCAAGCGUGAAGCCUGAGCAAAUACCAUUGCCGCCUGAUACACCCACGAGGCAGCCACAGCCUGAUCCGCCCAAACCAGCACAGGACAGUCCCCGUCUUUCAUGGUAUCAAUCAUGGUCGCGCAAGGCGGCUCCAGUGACUGAAGUGGCUCGCGCAAGCUCCAAUUCGUUGACCAAUGCGGCAUCCGAGACUGCUUCCAUUUUCAGCGACCGCACCACCCCACGUCGACCCUCCACGCGGUCUGCAUCUCUGUCCAUGACUUUGGGCAAGAGCGGUUCCACCCGCUCCUUACCUGUUGACGCUACAACAUCAAAAGUCCAUGCGACUUCAGAAUCCACAAGUCCGAGCAGAAAGAACUCGACUCAAACGGGACCAACAGAGAACAAUGACAGAUCUAAAGGCGAAGCUCAACAAUCAAAUGCAGUUGCAAGCAGCUCGUGCUCGCCAGAAGAUGCUGUCGAGUCCAAGCCUGACUCGUUUGCGGUAAACAAUAUUACAACCAGUUCACGCGAGCCUAGGCAGAGCGGCUGGUUCGGCUGGAUUCCAAAAGGCGAACCGACGUCUGAGCAUUCCAAAGAAACGCAACGACCCAAGACCGAGACCACAACCUCCGCAGAUAGUGCCAGCGCAGUUCCGAGGACGAACGCAAGCGCCAGGGACGGGACCCAGCCUGAGAUCGGCCGAGCAGUUGUUGAAGCUGAUAAGAAGAAUACCAAUGCUCAGACACACCUCUCCACUGUAUCAGAUGCAAGACAGAAGCGAACAUGGCUGCAGAUGCUGGGUGGCGAUUCUACCGCGAAGCUGGCUACAGUUCAGGAGCAACCGCACACUGAUUCUCAGACUGAAGAUGCCAGCAAGCAGGUCAAAUCGCAGAACCUCGAUGUUCCGAAAGCGAAGAAUACUCCCGCAAAGUCUGCUGACCAGUCUCAGGCGUCCUCCGUCGAAACAUCGCCUCCGCCACCUUUGCCAGGCGAUGGUAGCAAAUCGGCUGGAUGGGUGUUCUGGUCCAGAGACAAGAAGCAACGGCCAACUACGCCAUCCACUUACGGAAAAGCACCACCACAUGAAGGUGAAAUUGCCAUAUCGGAUACACCGUCGCAGAGCAAGCCCAAGCGAGCGUCCAUCAGUCUUCCGGAAGAUGCAAGGCCAGAUGCUAAGGCUCUAAACGAAAGUCCAUCUAAAGAUGGAAAGAAGACGGACUCGAUCAAAAGUAAGGAGGCCCCGAAGACUCCGUCGGACAGCAAGAAUGCGAAGAAGGCGGAUCCCAAGGUUACCCAAAAAAUCGAAUCAAAGAAUGCAACUGCCGUUGCUGUUGAGCAGCCUAAAGCCACAAGGCCGGCCUCUCCCGCACCAUCGAAGGCGGCCGUCGACAAUCUCCUUCUCCCAAUGUUCCACGAUACGCUUCACGUACACCAGAGUCCAUCGCUACUUCAGCAGCUUAGCAGGUUGCUUUACUACACCAAGGAGCCAGAGCUCAGGCAUCUUUCACUAGUCAAAGAUCCGCCACGAAUCAGGAGCGCCCUUGUCAUUGGGGUUCACGGCUACUUUCCUGGCCCAAUGGUGCGGACCUUGUUGGGUCAGCCGACAGGCACUUCCAUCAAGUUCGCAGAUAUGGCAGCCAAAUCCAUUCGUAAGUGGACCAACAGUCGUGGUUAUGACUGCGAGGUCAAAACGGCAGCGCUGGAGGGCGAGGGAAAAAUCCAGGAGCGAGUAGAGUUGCUUUGGAAACUCUUGCUCAACUGGAUCGAUGAAAUUCGCCGAUCCGACUUCGUCAUGGUGGCUUGCCACAGCCAGGGGGUGCCAGUUGCCAUUAUGCUUAUCGCCAAAUUAAUCCAGUUUGGCUGUAUCAGCGCGGCGCGAGUUGGCAUAUGUGCCAUGGCUGGUGUUUCUAUGGGACCCUUCGCCGAACUGAAAUCGCGAUGGAUCAGCGGCUCGGCGGGGGAGUUGUUCGAGUUCUCCGAUGCUACCAGCAAGGUCUCGACGGACUAUCAGAACGCCAUGGAGACAGUUCUGAAAGCGGGUGCCAGGCUGACGUUCGUCGGGAGCAUUGACGACCAGCUCGUGUCGCUCGAAUCGUCUAUCUUUGCACCCCUUACACAUCCUCACAUAUACCGCGCAGUUCUCAUCGAUUCGCGCAUACACGCUCCAGGAUUUCUGUCGCAUCUUGUCGGCUUCGUACUGAAGCUGCGUAACCUUGGUGUCCAAGAUCAUGGGCUUAUUCGUGAGUUGUCGUCUCCUUUGGCCGGCAGCUUGUAUACAGGAGAAGGUCACUCGAGAAUAUAUGACGAUGAGGGAGUAUACGAUUUAGCGACAGCAUUCGCGCUCGAGACCACUGCCCAGCUCGGUGUCGAUGUUACCAAGAGGGAUAUUCAGUCAUCUAGCGGCAACCCUUACAUCCUCCCUUUUGCCAUGAGAGGCAUUCUCGAGGAAGAAUUUGUGCGAUCAGAGCUUCGUGAAGAAGUGAAUCAGCUGCUCCAUCAAUUCGACGAAUGGAAGCCAAACACAAAAGCGCUCAAGGACGUCAAGUUCAGGCUUGAAGGCGUACGGUCGAAGCUGUGA